CGGCCAGGAUCGGACCAAGGAUUCUCGGAAAAAGAGCUUGGGAAGCUCGUCUUAGGCUGGAUUGAUCUCACGGAAUUUGUAGGAUAGUAGGCAGUAUUUCUCAGGAGGUUCACUUGCUUAGUAUAUGUUGUUUUGAUCGAAUUGAACUGAUUCACCAGAAGAGUGCCGGUCCGCCGUAGGUCCAUGGAUAGGAACAAUGGACAAUUAACAAUGAACCAUGCGGAGCCAAAAGAAUCGAUUGUCCUCAAACGACCGAAAAAAAGACACGGAAUGCCCGAGGGACUGCACAGCAGAAAAACCUCCGGGGGACAGCGAGAAGAUCGACCUCGUGGCGGUUCUGCAGUUGGUUCUGCCCGCACUUUUGCUUGGGGCUGCGGCGAAAACCAACUCGAGUUUUCCCACUUCGACUCUUCCCUUCUUUUCUUCACCCUCCAACGCUCUCCCUCACCACCACCACCUUUCGUCCUCCCCACCCGCAAUCCCCUCCAGUCUUCCUUGUCUCAUCUUUUGCUGGCAUUGACUUGUCUAGCAUCGAGGAUUCUCUGGGAGACCCGACUACUUCUCCAAUUUGCCUUCGUUGUCACUUCAACCCGUCGGUUUCUUUGUGUGUCUUUGCUGCGUCAGACAAACAACAUCUCGCCACGCAUUGCCCGCAGCUCCAGAGCACCCCCAAUUUGGUCGAUUGUUGUUAUCUUCGCUCUCCACGUCUCGGCCGCUACCAGACGCUCGUCCAGACGUCAUCUUUUCCAGCCCUACCUGAGUUCCUCGCGCCAUCCUCCCCGGUAUUACUCACUGCGCCGCCGGGCUGCAUCCCACUCAGUACCUUUCACGAGACCGGAUUCGCCGAAGUCUUGGAACAUUGCACCUGCACGCGCACGUUCCACUGCGAUUGUGACUUUUUGAUAAACUCGAUUUUACACAGAAGAGAAGGCUAAACUAGAGUCAACAUGGCUGCUCCUACACAGCUUGCGUGUACGUUUCACCUUCGUCUCCCUCGCCUCCCUCCUCGAUUCGAGUAGGGUUCGAGUGGUUUUCGAGCCAUUUAGAGCAUGCGCCCGGCA
Molecule: messenger RNA, 1061 nt
Organism: Aspergillus steynii IBT 23096
Lineage: Eukaryota; Fungi; Ascomycota; Eurotiomycetes; Eurotiales; Aspergillaceae
Exons: 1
Coding region: 184-903 (239 amino acids)
Source: RefSeq, a predicted model, not a curated record